Molecule: messenger RNA, 681 nt
Organism: Haliotis rubra (blacklip abalone)
Lineage: Eukaryota; Metazoa; Mollusca; Gastropoda; Lepetellida; Haliotidae
Product: ankyrin repeat and KH domain-containing protein 1-like
Exons: 1
Coding region: 1-681 (226 amino acids)
Molecular function (GO): protein binding
Source: RefSeq, a predicted model, not a curated record
AUGUUGGCAGCAUGGAAGGGACAUAGAGAAGUAUUGGAAUUUCUGCUGUGUGAAGGAGCUGAUGUAGGUCUGGUUGAUAGUCGUGAUGACAACAUCCUUCACUUGGCUAGUGUUGGAGGGGAUGGGUACAUUGUAAAUCUGAUCCUCUGCAAGUACACCACACUUGUGAACAUCGAUGGUAAAGGCAACUAUGGAAAGACUCCAGUCAUGGAGGCAGCAUAUGCAGGCCAUCUACAUCUGUUACAGCAGCUUCGGUCCAAAGGGGCCGAUAUGUCCUUGGUUGAUGAUGGUGGUGACAACGUCCUACACUGGGCAUGUGUGGGAGGACAUAUUGAGGUGGUCAAGUAUAUCCUCUCCAUGACCUGUUUUGACAUCAACUGUCGGGGAGUGUGUGAAAGGACUCCACUGAUGGAGGCAGCUGUCCAUGGUCAUGGGGAAGUGUUUAACAUAAUCGUGAGCAAAGGAGGAGAUUUGACCCUAACAGAUGCCAAGUGUAGGAACAUACUACAUCUCGCCUGUCGUGGAGGGAAUGUGGAAAUUGUGAAGUGUCUCUUGUCCAAGAAUAUUUUCGACAUCAACAGUACAGACCAUUUCGGAAACACGGCACUGAUGGAAGCAACUGCACAACGACAUAGAGAAAUGGUGAACUUACUUCAGAACAAAGGAGGUAAAUCGAGAUAA